Messenger RNA from Anisakis simplex (herring worm), 279 nucleotides. NCBI's taxonomy places the organism in Eukaryota, Metazoa, Nematoda, Chromadorea, Rhabditida, Anisakidae. The record is from the annotation of a GenBank genome assembly.
AUGGGAUUGUUGGAUAGUGUCGAAGGCUGUCUAGAGAAGGCAUUGGGCAAGAAGGUACAUAUUGAGCCAUCAGCCCAGCUGCUCAGCAAACCGGGUAUCACCUCAGAGGAGGAGAUCGUGAGCUCAGCUUUGGAAUACUCAAUGCAGCGUUCAGGUAAAGCAAUCAUCGCCACAGCGCACAAGUACAAUUUGGGCUUGGACAUUCGUACGGCCGCCUAUGCGAACGCCAUUGAGAAGGUCUACAACACCUACAAAACAUCUGGAUUCACAAUGGCCUAA